AUCAGUGUGAGGAGUUUAGACAGCAUCGAUUUGAUUCGAUGAUUGACGCGGGGCAACUUCUACCCUAAUAUGGUUGAAUUUGUACACAUGACUUUGGUACGGGAGUUGGCGAAAAGAUUCUGACAAUUGUCCCCGCAGCAUCCCCCAACAGCCGCUAUGGGAAACUCGUUGGAGGGUGCUGCAACCAAGUCAGAGGACAAGGAAGAGACCGGCGGAGGGAUGCAGGCGAUGCGAGCGUUCACGUGCUGCUGCGCUCCGUCUUCUACCCGCAAGUUCACAGUGAAGGGAAUAGAAUCCAAGCCAACCUCCAGUUCCAGUGAUCUGUGGGGAUCCUCUCGACGAGGGUUGGAUGUCUCUCGCGUGCCUCAGACAGACGGCUGGAAGCAGACGUACGUUGGUGAGGGAACGAGAGGCUGGCUGGCUAAAACUUGACUACUGGUUGCUGUUCUAGCAGAUCAAGGCGGAACGUUGAUCACCAAGCACAAGGAUAUGGA
Guillardia theta CCMP2712 is the source of this 494-nucleotide messenger RNA. RefSeq lists its product as hypothetical. The transcript has a single exon. The record is from RefSeq and is a predicted model, not a curated record. Bases 157 to 432 code for a protein of 91 amino acids. NCBI's taxonomy places the organism in Eukaryota, Cryptophyceae, Pyrenomonadales, Geminigeraceae.